Molecule: messenger RNA, 777 nt
Organism: Rotaria sp. Silwood2
Lineage: Eukaryota; Metazoa; Rotifera; Eurotatoria; Philodinida; Philodinidae
Source: the annotation of a GenBank genome assembly
AUGCAUGAACAACAUCGUUCUGAUCGAAGAAGUUCAACUUCGAAUUAUUAUCAACAUAAAAAACGAAAAGAAUCUGAUUUAAAAUUAAAUGAAUCAAAGAAAAAUUCUUCAUCAUUCUAUUUCGAUGAAAAACGAAAACAUCGAACAUCAUCUUCAUAUAUUGAUAAAAAAUCUUCUAAAUCUGAAUUUGAUGAUGCUCGAUUAUUUUGUGAUGAUUGUAAUAAAUUCUAUGAUAAUAUUUGUCCAUAUCAUAAACAAUCAUAUAUUCCUGACAAAAAAAUAUCAAAAUCAUCACUUAAACAUUCACAACGAUUAUCUGAUUUAACUUGUCCAGAUGGAAUUAUUAUAAAACCAUCAACUAUAUUGAAAGCAGGCAAAGGUGUAUUUGCAACAAAACGAUUUGAAAAAAAUACUUUCUUUGGACCUUAUACGGGUACACGACAUUCAAAUUUUAAGAGUGCACAAGAAUCAGGUUAUGCUUGGAGUAUUGCAGAUAAAUAUGGAAAGAUGAUUUAUAUUAUUGAUGGAUGUGAUCCAAAUAAUAGUAAUUGGAUGCGAUAUAUCAAUUGUCCUAAUACAGUUGAACAACAAAAUUUACAACCUAUUCAAUAUGAUCGAAAUAUGUUUUAUAAAGCGAUGAGAACAAUUCGUCCAGGAGAAGAAUUAUUUGUUUAUUAUGGAGAUGAUUAUGCUCGUUUUCUUGGUAUUAAACCAUUUAGUAUUGAUUCAAUGCAAACAAAUAUUGAUGAUAAUAACAAUGUCAACGAUGAUGAUUAA